GAUGCCAACGACAACGACGACGACGAAUGCGAGCGGCAGCAGGGCUUGCGGGAGGAGCAUGACGGCCGCGAUGUCGCUGGUAUUGCUGCUGGCGCUGCUCGGCCGGCCGUCUCCGGCGACGGCGCAGCUUGGGGACGCCCACAAGUGCCGCGACACGUGCCUGGAGGGGUGCACCGGGUGGGUGGUGGUGUGCCACAUGUCCUGCGCCAGCGCCUGCGCCGGGGCCGGCGGCAUCGGCAUCAUGAGCAUCGACAACGGCAUCCCGCCCGACCACCCCAACCCCGACGAUCUCCCCAAGCCGCCGCCGCUGCCGGACCUUCUUCACCCCCUCCGAGGAGCCGGCGGCAUCGCCUUCAGCCCCGCGCCGUCACCGGCAGCAUCAAAAUCAUCAUCGUCGUCGUCGACAUCGGAUGAUGAUUAAGAGAUUACUAGGCAACUAGUUAAGCACUAUCCAUAGAUUGGUUGCAACAAGCAAGCAUAUAUUCUGCAUUCUCUUUCAACAA
Molecule: messenger RNA, 503 nt
Organism: Triticum dicoccoides
Lineage: Eukaryota; Viridiplantae; Streptophyta; Magnoliopsida; Poales; Poaceae
Exons: 1
Coding region: 2-421 (139 amino acids)
Source: RefSeq, a predicted model, not a curated record